AUGCGUCUUGGCAAGACACAGCUCGUCCCAGUAUCACCACGAAGCAAAUCAGAAUUGAUAUUGCCUCCAAGUCAAAGGGAUCUGUGUGGAAUGAUACGGCGGCUGGACUACACAGAAAGGGGCAAUCAUCUCGCCUCAACCUUUCUAUAG
Molecule: messenger RNA, 150 nt
Organism: Colletotrichum lupini
Lineage: Eukaryota; Fungi; Ascomycota; Sordariomycetes; Glomerellales; Glomerellaceae
Exons: 1
Coding region: 1-150 (49 amino acids)
Source: RefSeq, a predicted model, not a curated record